Messenger RNA from Striga hermonthica, 741 nucleotides. NCBI's taxonomy places the organism in Eukaryota, Viridiplantae, Streptophyta, Magnoliopsida, Lamiales, Orobanchaceae. The record is from the annotation of a GenBank genome assembly.
AUGCCACUCAACCUGGCCCUCCACCACCGACCCCCGCGUCCGCACCGCCGUCUCCUCCCUCUCACGCCAGAGCUCAUCUCCGCCGUGGACAUCAGCUGCGACGGCCGGCCGAUCUACUCCAAGGUCCUGGUCACCGAGACGUCCUCGCCCUGGUUCCUCUGCACCCCCUUCAGGCUGGACCUCCUCGACCCCAAGGAGACCGUCGCCACCCCGCUCGACCCAGGCGGCGGCGCGUGCGCCGCACGCGCAGCCGACCGCCUGCGCGUCAGCUGGAUACUGAUCGACCCGGCCGCCGGGAGGGCGGCCAGCGUGGCGAGCCGGAGGGCAGUGGUGGCGCGGCGGCACUGGCUGACGGGGGACCUGCAGCUGCGGUACGCCGUGGUAGUGGACGCCGGCGGCGGGAGGCUAGCGGAGUGCGCGGUGGCGGUUGCGUGCCGCUGCGGCGGCGGCGGCGGGAUGAGGGUGGUGGAGGUGAGUAUGCAGGUGGUGGGGGUGGAGGGGAGGGUCCUAGCCGGGAUGGAGGGGCUCGGGGUGAUUCAGGCGGCCAUGGAGGCCGGACGGACGAGGCCGAGCGGCAGCGGCGGCGGCGGCUGGGAGAGGGACGUCUACGCGGCGUUUGCAAGGAUGAAGGCGCGGUGUAGGGAGGGGAAAGAGAAGAGAGAGAAGGGGCUGGACACCGCGUGCGUGGCCACCGGAAUCGCGAUUUUCGUGGCCUUCUUUGUAUUUUUACUGUCCCGGUGA